This is a messenger RNA of Lynx canadensis (Canada lynx), 1943 nucleotides long. It is a transcript of the gene GPC2, whose product is annotated as glypican 2. The record is from RefSeq and is a predicted model, not a curated record. Bases 20 to 1780 code for a protein of 586 amino acids. Gene Ontology annotation, biological process: cell migration; regulation of protein localization to membrane; regulation of signal transduction. NCBI's taxonomy places the organism in Eukaryota, Metazoa, Chordata, Mammalia, Carnivora, Felidae. The transcript has 10 exons. Gene Ontology annotation, cellular component: cell surface; synapse; plasma membrane.
AACCAGGGCUGCAGCAGCUAUGUUCGCUCUGCCAUCUCUUCUGCUUUUGCUGCUGUCUCUGUGUCCCGGUCCUGGUCCUGGACCCGGGAGUGAGGCAAAGGUCACCCGGAGUUGCACUGAGACCCGGCAGGUGCUGGGGGCUCGGGGAUAUAGCUUAAGCCUACUCCCUCCCGCAGUGAUCUCAGGUGAGCACCUUCGGAUCUGUCCCCAGGAGUACACCUGCUGUUCCAGUGAGAUAGAGCAGAGGCUGACUUGGGAGACUGAGGCCACCUUCAGAGGCCUGGUGGAGGAGAGCGGCUCAUUCCUGGUUCACACACUGGCUGCCCGGCACAGAAAAUUUGAUGAGGUUUUUCGGGAGAUGCUCUCGUCAUCUGAGCACUCUCUGGCCCUGCUCUUCCACCGCUCCUACGGCCACCUGUAUUCCCAGCACGCCCCUGUAUUCACUGGCUUGUUCUCUCGGCUGCGGGACUACUAUGAGAGGUCCGGUGAGGGGUUAGAGGACGCUUUGGUGGAUUUCUGGGCACAGCUCCUGGAGAAAAUGUUCCCCCUGCUGCAUCCACACUACAUCUUCUCCCCCGACUACCUGUUUUGCCUCACUCGCCUCGCCUCCUCUCCUGAUGACUCUCUGAAGCCUUUUGGGGAGGCACCCCGCCGCCUCCGCCUGCAGAUAACCCGGGCCCUGGUGGCUGCCCGGGCCUUUAUCCAGGGCCUGGAAACCGGAAGAGAUGUGGUCAGCGAAACACUUAAGAUGCCGUUGUCCGAAGGCUGUAGGCAGGCUGUGAUGCGUCUGACCGGCUGUCCUCUUUGUCGGGGUGUCCCCUCGCUGCCACCCUGCCGGGGCUUCUGCCUCAACGUGGCCCAUGGCUGUCUCAGCAGCCAGGGACUGGAUCCUGACUGGGGGGCCUAUCUGGAUGGUCUCCUGUUCCUGGCCGAGAAGCUCCAGGGCCCUUUUUCUUUUGAACUGGCAGCCCAGUCCAUUGGGGUGAAGAUCUCAGAGGGUUUGGUGUAUCUGCAGGAAAACAGUGCAGUGGUGUCAGCCCAGGUGUUUCGGGAAUGUGGGAAUCCCCAAAGGGCAUCGUCCCGCGCCCGCCGAGCCCCAGCCCCCCGGGAGGAGGUGAGCCGCCUCUGGACCCCGGCGGCGGCGGGGGCGGCGGGGACGGAGGAGGAGAGGCCCACGACGGCCGCAGGCACCAGCCUGAACCGCCUGGUGUGGGAACUCCGCGAUCGGCUGGGCCGGGUGAGGGGCUUCUGGGCCGGGCUGGCCCUGACGGUGUGCGCGAACCCCCGCAUGGCGGCGGACAUCUCGCAGGAGGCGGCGCCCUGCUGGACAGGAGCUGGGCGGGGCCGGUAUUUGUCGCCUGUGGUCGCAAGUUCCCUGGAGCAGCUCGAAAACCCAGAGCUGGACCGUGAAUCCUUGAGAUCUGACGUCCACACACGCAGGCGGCGGCUGCAGCUCCGGUUAGCCACGACCAGGAUGAGGGCGGCCGCCCUGGGACGUGACAUGGAACUGGAGGACUGGGAUGAGGAGGAGGAGGACGCCAGCGGUUCUGGAGAGGGACAGCACUAUGCAGAUGACUGGAUGGCUGGGGCAGCAGCUGUGGCCCCCCCAGCCCGGCUGCCUCGCCCUCCUCGAAGGGACACUUCUGGGGGCAAAGGAGGAGGUGUCCUUGUCCGCCACAACCAGGGCAGGAGCAGGACUGGGGGGACAUCUGUUGGUUUUCACACCCAACCCAUCCUCAUUCUCUUCCUCUCAGUCCUGGCCCUGCUUGGACCAAGAUAACAGGGGAAGGGUGCCCUAGCAUCAGAAGGGUUCAUGGCCCUUCCCCUCCUCCCCCUCUCCCUCAGCUGGGUCUGGGAAGGAGUCGAAGGGGGAUGCAGAGAGGUAAAGAAAGGGACUUUUUGGGUGAAUGGCUGGGGCCCCAAAUCCAGGAGAUUACCAUUGG